This is a messenger RNA of Cladophialophora yegresii CBS 114405, 1401 nucleotides long. RefSeq lists its product as uncharacterized. NCBI's taxonomy places the organism in Eukaryota, Fungi, Ascomycota, Eurotiomycetes, Chaetothyriales, Herpotrichiellaceae. The transcript has 2 exons. The record is from RefSeq and is a predicted model, not a curated record. The coding region runs from base 1 to 1401 and encodes 466 amino acids. Gene Ontology annotation, cellular component: RNA polymerase III complex. Gene Ontology annotation, biological process: transcription by RNA polymerase III.
AUGGCUCCUCCGAAGAAGGCCACGGCCUCGCCCACGCCAGGACCGUCGUCCGGUCCUGGUGGCCGUAAUCUCGUCGGCGAUGCUCUGUAUGCCUGGGCCACGGAGAACUACGACCCAGGCUACGUCUUCUCGCAACAGGAACUAUUAAGCGCCCCAGUGAUACCAAAUGCAGAUGUCACCGUGCUCCUUCCCACCGUGGACUACCUGGUCAGAAAGUCCCUUUUUCGACUCCACGACAGAGCCGGAGGUGCUAUAGGCUGGGAAUUGAUCGACUUAGAAGUCGCAAAAAACUAUUCCGGCCUCAGCCGCAACGAGGCGAUCGUUCUCCAGGUCAUCGAAGGCGCAAAGAACUCGGGAAUAUGGACAAAGCAGAUCCAGACCAAGACCAACAUCCACCAGAACACGGUCGAAAAGGUGUACAAGGCGCUGGAGUCCAGGAACCUGAUCAAGCAGAUGAAAAGCGUUGCUCACCCGCAGCGGAAGAUGUACAUUUCGGCAAGCUUGAUACCCUCGGAAGACGCGACCGGUGGUUCAUGGUUCUCCGAAGGUGUUCUUGACCAAGGCUUGAUCGAUACCAUUUCUGACGUUAUCGAAGCCUACGUCUCCAAGAGCAGCUGGCAGGAGGUCACUCUGGAGGAACACGAGGAGACCAGCCUUGGUCAGAAACGCAGGCGACCGUCCGAUGGCUUUGAAGAACAUGGCAACGAUAAGCUCAAACUCGCAAAAACUAUCGAUGGGCAGAACAAGACCAAACCUGUCAAGCAGCAUGGUCCCUCGAAAGCCUACAAGCCCUUCGAACCUGGGCACUCACGUUAUCCUACUCUGCGCGACAUCACACGGUACCUCCUCGAGUCCAAAAUCACCGCCACGGCCCUACCUCAAAACGCCAUUGCCCAGCUGCUGCAGGUGAUGAUCUACGAUGACCGGCUUUUCACCCUCUCCCGUGUGGCCCAAGCCAGCGAAGUAGCCGACAACUUCGACAACAAUACGGUAACAAUGUACCGAUGUUUCAAGACGCCACUGGAUCUUAUGGAGCAGCGUUCCAUUGCCAAGCGCAAGAUGCACAACGACGAAAAGACCCGGAUCGCCGCCUACCGACUCGAAGAACUAGAGGCCCUUGGUCCAGGAGGAGCAAGUGAGGUCCCCUGCAUGAGGUGUCCUGUCUUCGACAUUUGUGGCGAGGGUGGGCCUGUCAAUGCGGUGACGUGCACGUAUUUUACGAAGUGGUACGACAAUCUUGAGCAGGCGGAUCAGGAGAAGGAGGCAAAGGAGAAGAGAAUCAAGGAAAGAGACAAACCCUUGGUGGAUAAAGGGAAGGGCAAGGCGCAGGAGCUACCCAUGGCCAACAAGGAUAGGGGGCCAGGUAUCGAGGUCGAGCUGGAGGAGGUGGAUCCCUUAUAG